Molecule: messenger RNA, 5874 nt
Organism: Betta splendens (Siamese fighting fish)
Lineage: Eukaryota; Metazoa; Chordata; Actinopteri; Anabantiformes; Osphronemidae
Gene: ppp1r13bb
Product: protein phosphatase 1, regulatory subunit 13Bb
Exons: 19
Coding region: 559-3945 (1128 amino acids)
Biological process (GO): regulation of apoptotic process
Cellular component (GO): nucleus
Molecular function (GO): p53 binding
Source: RefSeq, a predicted model, not a curated record
CCCCCAGCUGGCCCCGCCCCCCUCCGUCAACAACUGGAUACAGCGAUUUGUGUUUUCGACGGCUAGCGGCGCUAACCUGCUAACGAUGAUUCACGGCGCUCGCGAGGGGAGCAGUGAGCCGAGCAGUAUGGACAUUCGCUCGCUGUCGUUCGCCUGAAACACAGUCCGUCGAUAGUGUGCACCGAUGCGCAGCCAACGCGAGCUGAAGGACCGACGACAGAGUGGAGAGCGCCCCGCACAGCGUCUUUUAGCCGCGUCUGAGAGCAGCUAACACGGCUAACACCUCACCAGUGGCGAUAACGCUCCAGUAUCUGGCUGCCUGACAGCUGGCUCGGUUCGCUGCGUGCCCCUUCACUGUACGGUAGCUGAAAUUCACUCGCUGGAACAAUGAAGUGUCUCUGACAUUGAGUGGACUGAGGCCCAGUUGGUUGUCACGUUGAAGAAGCCAGCGCUCGUUACUGUUAAGCUGGGUCUCUGGGUUGAUUGCGGUGUGGCCGUCGAUGAGUGGAAGAGCUUGAGGUCAACUUGUCGAUGCACCCCUUGUUUUGAUCUGUCAGUAUGAUGCCGAUGAUAUUAACGGUGUACCUCAGUGAUGGGGAACAGGCUGUGACUGAGGUGCCAAUCACCCCCGAGACAACGUGCCGUGAUGUUGUCGAGUUCUGCAAGGAGCCUGGUGAGAGCGGCUGCCACCUGGCUGAGGUCUGGAGAGGCAACGAGCGUGCAAUCCCUUUUGAGCAUAUGAUGUAUGAACAUUUGCAAAAAUGGGGCCCUCGUAAGCAAGAGGUCAAGUUCUUCCUCCGCCAUGAAGACUCACCUACUGAGAGCAGUGAUCAAGGGAGUCAGCAGUCUCAGGAUCAGACGAGUCGCAGAAGUGGAAACACUGGAGAGAAGCACAAUGAGAAUGGGGUGGGGAAUCAGCGCGUUGAGCUCACGCUGUCAGAGCUGCAAGAGAUGGCCAAUCGGCAGCAGCAGCAAAUCGAGGCUCAGCAGCAGAUGCUUGUUGCAAAGGAGCAACGUUUGCGGUACCUGAAGCAGCAGGAGCGGCGUCAGCAGCAAACGGUGUCUGAGGCCGACAAGCUGCAGAGGCUAAAGGACCGUGUGGAGAGCCAGGAGGCGAAGCUCAAAAAGAUUCGGGCAAUGAGAGGCCAGGUGGACUACAGCAAGGUCAUCAACGGCAACUUGUCGGCAGAGAUCGAGCAAGUUAGCGGCCUGUUCCAAGAGAAGCAGGCAGAGUUGCAGGCCGCUGUGCUGAGGGUAGAGCAGCUCAGCCUGCAGCUGGAGGACCUGCGCAGAGGAAAGCUUAACGGCAUACAGACAGCCCUGGGAGGACAAGUGACUGGCACCGCUGCUUUAGAGCUGCGGAAACUCUACCAGGAGCUCCAGAUCCGGAACAAGUUGAACCAGGAGCAAAACAGCAAGCUGCAGCAACAGAAGGAGCUACUGAACAAGCGCAACAUGGAAGUGACACUCAUGGACAAGCGAAUCAGCGAGCUGCGGGAACGCCUAUAUAAGAAAAAAGCUGAGGCACGUCAAAAAGAGAACCUCCCUCUAAACAGGGCCAAUGGGCCUCCCUCUCCCCAGCCCGCCCCUGGGACCCUGGGCCGGGUUGCUGCUGUUGGGCCAUACAUCCAAGUUCCUGUACCGGGCCGACAGGAGGGAAGCUACAAUAUACCACCUGAUCCACUGAAGCCCCAGACGCUGGGCGUGAAUAAUCAAUCCAACCAUGGCCGCCCCAAGUCAGACGGUGUGCGAAAGCCUCCCGGCCCUUGGAAGGUGUCUGAUUUAGACAUCGUUGUGGACCCGGUACCCCCGCCCCUUCCAGAAUCGCACCCCGGAGCCUCCACUGGCUCUGACGGCACGUCCCCUAAUGAAGCUAGUUGGUCUACCUUAGGCAAAAGCGGAUCAACACUUAAGACUCCAGAGAGAAGAGACUCAGGGACUGAUACCCAGGCAAAGAGUCCCUCAGGCUCCCCUGUCACUCCAAGUGCAGACAAGGUGCUAGAUCCCAAAAUGGCCAUAUCUUCCCCCGCCAUAUCUAAGCCACAGCCACCUCCCUAUGGCUCCCACCUUACCUCUGCAAGCUCAGCAAGCUCUUUGGAUCGUCGCAAGGAUGCCCCUCCUCCCCCUCGCCCACUUCCAAACCCGCCAGCUCCUGCUUGGCCCCGUACUUCCCCAUCCACAGGCUCAUCCUCGCAGCAGAUUCAACAGCGUAUCUCUGUGCCGCCAAGCCCCACCUUCCAGCCUAAUCCACCGCUUUUCCCUCCGGGGCUGAGCGAGCGACUGGACCCCCCCCCAGCUGUGGCAGUACGCCCCUUCAUGCCAGACAGAGGGUCACGACCUCAGUCGCCCCGUAAGGGCCCGCCUACCGUGAACUCAAGCUCCAUCUAUCACAUGUACCUCCAGCAGGCAGCGCCAAAAAGCCAGCCCCUCAAGCCAGCUCUGAAAGCAGUAUAUGGGAAACCUGUUCUCCCCUCCAGUUCAACUCCCCCAUCACCUCUGCCAUACGCUCAGACAGGAGCCUUCCCAAUGCUCCAAGGCCACCCCAGUGGUGAGGACACUUUAGAUGGAGAAUUUGAUGAUCAUGAGGGCUUCCCUCACCUGGAGCCAUCGGCACCGCCUCCCAGCGUAGAGAACAUCCCCAGACCACUCAGUCCGACUAAGCUAACACCUAUGGUACACUCCCCUCUGCGCUACCAAAGUGACAUUGAUCUUGAGGUGCUCCGUAAAAAGCUGGCCAAUGCCCCAAGACCCCUCAAGAAGCGUAGCUCCAUAACAGAACCAGAAGGCCCAAGUGGACCCAACAUCCAAAAGCUGCUUUACCAGAGAUUCAACACUUUAGCGGGAGGUAUAGAGGGAAAUGGAGUCAGUGGGUCCGGAGGUGGAAGUGGCGCAGGUAGCGGAAUGCCAUUUUAUCAGCCUGCAAAUCCUCCUGGAUAUCUGGGAGGUGACUCUGUUGCUGACACAGACAAUGGCAACCUGCCCUCUGACUUGCUCCUGCCAGCACCACCAGUGGCGGAGGAGCUGGGCUCUGAGGCGGCACCCCCAUCUACUGACGCUAAUGACAAUGAGCCGCUGCCCUUAGCAGCAGAAGGGCUAGGGGACCCCUCUGAAGAUGAAGGACCUGAGGAGGAGGAGGAGGAUGAUGAUGAUGACGAUGAUGAUGACAACAACAACAAUGUUGGGAACUCUGAGUUGCUGCUUCCCAGCCCUGUGCUGGAGGUCUCCACUCCAGAAGAAAGCGGCCUAGUAGGCUCACAGGCACUGGAGAAACGCACAAACUUGAAGAAGCCAAACUCUGAGCGCACUGGCCAUGGCUUUCGAGUGAAAUUCAACCCUCUGGCCCUUCUACUGGAUGCUUCAUUGGAGGGGGAAUUUGACCUUGUCCAGAGGAUAAUCUAUGAGGUGGAGAAUCCAAGCACUCCCAAUGAUGAAGGCAUCACACCUCUUCACAAUGCGGUGUGUGCAGGUCAUCAUCACAUAGUCAAGUUCCUGCUGGAUUUUGGUGUGAAUGUCAAUGCAGCAGACAGUGAUGGAUGGACUCCACUUCACUGUGCCGCCUCCUGUAACAGUGUUCAUUUGUGCAAGUUGUUGGUUGAGUCAGGAGCAGCCAUAUUUGCCAGCACCAUUAGUGAUGUGGAAACUGCUGCAGAUAAAUGCGAAGAGAUGGAAGAGGGCUACAUUCAGUGCUCCCAGUUCCUUUAUGGUGUUCAGGAGAAGUUGGGUGUAAUGAACAAGGGGACAGUUUACACUCUGUGGGAUUAUGAAGCUCAGAACCAGGACGAGCUGUCAUUCAGCGAGGGGGAUGCCAUCACCAUCCUGCGACGGCAGGACGACAGUGAAACGGAGUGGUGGUGGGCUCGACUCGAGGACAAUGAGGGCUACGUGCCUCGUAACCUGUUGGGGCUCUAUCCUAGGAUCAAGCCUCGCCAGCGCUCCCUGGCAUAGUGUCUCACACCACUGACCUCUGGCUAACAGCUGGACUAGGGACAGAACCAUGAGCAUAGAACAAAAGGAGCCUGGUGCUCUAUAUUCUUCCCAGUGGCCAUAAUCUCCCCCAGCCUUGUGCUUCUCACUAAAUCCUUUUUCUCUGAAGCAGUGGGCACUGAACUUUGAUGCACAUAUUUACAUCUGCACAGCACAGACACACACAAGCACACACACCCAUAGAAAUGCAAGCGAAAAUCUCUUAAACCACUCCAUCCUGACCCCUCUCAUCUUUCAACUUAUUGCUCUGUCAUUGUCCCCACUUGAGUUUUUCCCGAUUCAGUGUCAGCUUUGUAUCAGGCCUCAACUUAAUGAAUAAAACACUAAUCCUUGUCUCAGUAUUUCUUACAGUGUUAACAGCCACCCGCAUCUCCCUAAUGAGGUUUAUAGAGGAACUGGUUUAUAUGACGCUACAUGACGAAUGGAAAAUCAUCUUAAAGGGUGAGAAGUUGCUGAUUUUGUCAGUAAUGUGGAAUUUAUGGACAUUGGAUGUGUUUAUGAAGCCAAUUUGACUCCCUUGGACAAAGAUACACUAAUGCUGAAAGAAGCUCUGUUUUACUGUAGUCUAACCACCAAAGACAAAUAUAGAUGUAAUGGUUUAAAUUCAGUAACUGUAACCUUUUUUAAGAAUGAGGACUGAGUUAAUCAAUUAAUUCACUGCUUUCAAUAGUGAUUGAACGGCUGACCUGGAACAAUGGAUUUUGUAUUGAAAUAUUGAAAAUAUUUUGAAUCGUCAGUAUUAACUACACAAGAAAUACAAUGUAUUAAAUUUGAGAUUACUGUAUAGAAUGAAAAUUAUAAACAUCAUUGUGAGACUUAUGUUGUUGGAUACAGGUUGUUAAGGUUGUUGCCACACAUCCACAAUAUUCCUAACUUAAGCUAAAGCUUCAGUCAGUAAUCACAUUUUUGUUAUAUAUGAGAUAUAGCAAAGUAUUAAAAAUUGUCUGAAUAAGCAGUCCAACCAUUUAAAUGGAGUUAAUCUGAUUACUAAUGGUAUGAGCAGGUUAUAUGUUUAUAUUAUAGGUUGCCAAAUACUUACAUAAACUGUUUCUGUACAACAAAAAUAUCACCAACUAAAUUUCAGGGAUUAUUCUUUUGAAGAAUAUGGCAAAUUACAUUUCCUACAAGACAUACUUGUUUUAUUUUAUAUAAUUUACAUUAUCAAAUUUUGUUUUAGUUGUGAUUAAACAACAUUUCAAGAUCACUUGAAAGCAAUAUACAUCAAAUUAGGAAAACUACAAAGGAACCAUUUAAUACAAUGAUUAUCAGGUAGACCGCAUUCAGACCUUUGUUUACUGCCUAGGCAAAGUGAACACAGUUUUAAAAUCUUUUUUACUACUAGCUGCUAAGUAAGUCUCUGUCAUCCAAGGCUGCAGUUAUUGUAGCUGUGAAAAAUCCCACUUGAAACAAUAAAUCUCAGGACCAACGUGGUGCUGGUAACACUGUUCCACCACUCAACUAGUGAGCUUGUUUUCUAUUUUAAUUCCUAGCAGACAUCAUUUCAUUUGAGGAUAAAACCAAACUAAAAUACAGUCCUAAGUAGGCCAAAAGUAUGAACGGAUAAGACAGCUAUUGUGUCCGAAAUAGAAAUGAUCAGAUUCAGCCUUUAAAUUAGCUUCAGACAAUCCUCACGUGACCUGAUCUCCAUCCUUUUAGGUGAACCAUAUUCCAGUAACGCUGAUACAUGUGUAGUCUGUCAUGAGUCCAUCCACUUGUACUGAACCCUGCGUGGCUGAGUGUGCUAGUGGCCCGGGAUUUAUUAGGACACAAAUCUGUACAUAUUGUGAGGAGAUGUGUUGACUGUUUGCUGUAUGAACGGUGGGCUUUCUGUAUAAAUGCUGUACUCACAUUCAAUUCUGUAAAUGUUAAUAAAACGAUCUCUGGCAUGAA